GGGAGGGAUUCCGUCACGGCCUGCACAUGUUCUGAUCCCACUACACUCUCUGUUUUGUCGUAUCGCCUUUCAAAGCUUUGGCUUACAACUACAUAUGUUGGGAAGUCACUAUGUAGAACAGUUAUUUGCAGUAAUACCUUUCAUUCCGAGGAAGUGACCACAAAAAGAAGAUUAAUUUUUGCGGAUUUUUACAUUAUUUUCCUUGAAUGCCUGUGAAGUUACUUUCAGUAGAUUUGUGAUUUCUGUGUGCAAUUCUCUAGCACUUGACAGUCGUCUGAAAACUCUUGAUACCCAAUCAGAAGAAUGAGUACUUACGGCCUAGCAUCUACUGAACAUCACCAUCAGUUUGCCAACAGCUUUGACAAAGUUGCAGCUUACCACAAUGCCUUACAGAACAAUAAAGCUAACUUCACCGUGAGUCACCUACUGGACUUGGAGGAAUUACCCAGCGAAAAUUGUGCCAUGUAUGCUAACACUGAUCCCCAGCCAGGCCUUCCCACUCAGGCAUGUACCCCGACCCUCAACGGCAAUCCUCCAGGAACAGGAAUGACAGACCUAGGCAAUAAUUCCCCCUCCCCGAUACAGGACAGAAUGCAACAACCCUCACCGAGUGAUGGUAAAAGUCAAAGUGGAAACGAAGAUGAUGAUAAAGAUGACAAAGACAGCAAGCGGAGACGAAAGCAAAGACGCAACAGAACAACAUUUAACAGCAACCAACUUGCAGCUUUGGAGCGAGUGUUCGAAAGGACGCAUUAUCCAGACGCGUUUGUUCGAGAGGAACUCGCAAGAAGAGUUAACUUGAGUGAGGCUCGAGUACAGGUUUGGUUCCAAAAUAGAAGAGCAAAAUUCAGGCGCAACGAAAGGAACAUGAUGGCUCAGAGAGGUAACUUGUAUGGGCGACCAGAGACAACACCCAUUGAGCAACCCAUCACACCCAGACAAUCUUCUAUGGGAUCCGCCGAUACAAUGAACUGGUACGCCCCUCCGGCCUACAGCCCCGCGUCAUCAUCUUCAAGUUGUGCUCUUGCAAAUCAUUCGUACUCCCCACCGCCUAAUAUUGGUUCAAGCAUAGCAUGUCUCAGGCUGAAGGCCCAGGAAUAUAACACUGUAAUGCAUAAUCCAUAUUCUCAUCAAAUGCCACAGUGACCGGAGAGCAAAAUGACCCGGGAACAUUAAAAAUUGUGACACCGUUCUGAUGUAAUUAAUGGUGAAGUGAAACUGUGAUUGUUUUGUGGGAUAACUUUACCAACAACAUGUUCAUACGUGACGUGAUUGGAAUACAUGGAGAAGGCAGUGAUAUGUCGAUGCGAUAAAAACUCAGGAUACUAAUGCUAGUAUGGAAUAUGGCCUCGUCAAGUGUUGAGAGCAGAGAAAGUGAGAUGGUACGACUGAUUCUGUCACCUAACGGAGGAGUAGAUGCGCUAGAUGUCUGAACGGAAGCAUUAUCGUCACAUCGAAUCAUUGUCAUCGACAUCAUAAUCGCUAACAUCAAAUAAUCCUUGUCACAAAUUCCUGCAACUUAGUUUUCCCUUCUAUUUAUAAAUCAGUGGUUUAAAUGGACAUCUUAUGUGGACCUAGAUAUCUGUGUCUCAAUAUUUCACAGGUGCGCAUGUGCAAAGCAUGACUUUGUCUAUUUGUUUUGUAAGAAUUGAUAUUUACUCGUCACAGGUUGUGGUUGUUGAAGUUGUAUAAUCACGUGAUCUUUAUGUUUAAUCUGUUAUUCGAACACACCUGUUCCCCUUAUCCAUCCGUCCUAGCGUCGGCAUUGUACAGGGGCUUCCAAAAAUUAAAUGUGUAGAUAUAUUAAUUGUUUCAUAUUUGUUGAAUAUUGAUAUUGUCAUUUUUACAUGUACAUUUUAUCUGCUUGAAAUGAAAUGUAGAAAAAAGGUGCAUGUGCAAAGCUGGGAAAUGAAUUUUAUUAUGAACUUCUCGAUGAAAAAGACAAAUACGUGUGCACGAUUUGUUAAAAUUUCCAGAUAAUUUUAUUGACGUGUUUUUAGAUUUUUUCAUUUAAGAGGGAUGGAAAUCCUGCAUGUUUUAUUAUCUAAAUAACUCUAUGCAAAAUUAGUUUUUGUUUUCACAUUUUUUUUUUAGUUUUUUACAAGGAUGGUGAAGAAAUUCCUGAUUUAUUAAUGUUCGUGUCUUAGAAUAUUUGAUUUGAAUUAACUAGUAAAAUGAACUAUUUGUGCCUUGUCAAUUAAUGUUUUGAAAAACGAUAAACAACGAACUUCCAGACUCAGAUGAAAUGUAUAUCACUCCAUAUUCAAAUUUUCACUUGUUUAUAUUAUGACUUUUCCAGAAGAACUCUCAAAUUGCGUUUUGUAAAUAUAUUUUGAAUAUUUUGAUACCGUUUAAAUGUUUAUAAUGAGGAGAUAUGCAAAAUAAAAUGUUAUAUAAAUAUAUAA
Messenger RNA from Saccostrea echinata, 2405 nucleotides. Its product is annotated as paired mesoderm homeobox protein 2-like. Gene Ontology annotation, molecular function: DNA-binding transcription factor activity, RNA polymerase II-specific; DNA binding. The transcript is spliced from 3 exons. The record is from RefSeq and is a predicted model, not a curated record. NCBI's taxonomy places the organism in Eukaryota, Metazoa, Mollusca, Bivalvia, Ostreida, Ostreidae. Bases 304 to 1146 code for a protein of 280 amino acids. Gene Ontology annotation, biological process: regulation of DNA-templated transcription.